AUGACCUCUUCCUGUUCCGGCAAUGCUAGCACUACGCAAAUCCCCUCUACUGCCCCUACGAUUUUCACUCUCCCAGUUGAACGGCAAACAUGGCAAUCCCUUUUCCUACCUGUGGUCGGAUCUGUACACACACAAAACCUGCGGCGCUUUAUUAAUCGAACCAACAUUCACCAAUUCCUCAUAUUCACGACUGGUUUGUGCCAUAGGGAUGCCCGUGGGAUUCCAAGCGCAGGUUGCUCCUUUGUGUUCGGACUUCAUGCCACACUAUGGUUAGCGGGCUAUGGCAGAUUUCAUCUCGAAAGAAGAGGACCUAAUUGGGAUAGACAGGUGCAAACAAGCAAUCGCGCAGAGCUGCGUGCCGUAAUUGGGGCUUUACAAUACAAGGACUGGACCGAGGGGGGAUUCAACAGUAUGGUCAUAGCAACUGAUUCCGAAUACGUGAUUCUGGGUAUCACCAGCCGGGUCUGGGGCUGGGUCAACAAUGGCUGGCAGACAACUGAAGGAUUGCCAGUUGAGAAUCGGGACCUUUGGGAGCUCCUACUCGAUGAGAUUGAAGGGUACCGCACUGCUCAUAUGGAAAUUCAAUUCUGGCCUAUCCCAAGAGAGUGGAACAGCGCAGCGGUACGCCACGCCAGAUCAGCUGCUCGCUCGACUACAUCUGAGCACUUUCGAGUUUUUGAACCUCUAGCUUAUCCUCCAAGCCACCCUUAUCACUAUGGGGCUGAGCCAUGA
Messenger RNA from Penicillium verhagenii, 732 nucleotides. Its product is annotated as ribonuclease H-like domain-containing protein. Gene Ontology annotation, biological process: DNA replication, removal of RNA primer. The record is from RefSeq and is a predicted model, not a curated record. Bases 1 to 732 code for a protein of 243 amino acids. The transcript has a single exon. Lineage: Eukaryota; Fungi; Ascomycota; Eurotiomycetes; Eurotiales; Aspergillaceae. Gene Ontology annotation, molecular function: nucleic acid binding; RNA-DNA hybrid ribonuclease activity.